Messenger RNA from Prorocentrum cordatum, 1117 nucleotides. The record is from the annotation of a GenBank genome assembly. NCBI's taxonomy places the organism in Eukaryota, Dinophyceae, Prorocentrales, Prorocentraceae.
GUGGUGGAGCGAGCGCCAAGUGAAGCAGGCUCGGGGCAGGACCCCGGAGGAACCGACUGGCUACGCAACUGUGGAGGGCGAGGGCGAUGACUUUGUGAUCGAGCUCGCCGAUGAGGUCCUCGCAAAUACGCAAGCGCCCCUCCCUGUACCAUGGGAGAUCAAGAAAAACGACCCGUCGUACAGAGACACCGGCUACGUGGGCGAACAUAACCUCCUGGACUCAGCGAAGGUGAAGGUCCAUGUGAGCUCGCUGGACACCGGGCGCGAGGCUCAAGGCUUCCCUCCCGUGAUCCUGAUCGCCAGGUUUCUGACCGAGGAGGGCAACCACCCCGUGGAGCCGCCCAGCUACGACCGCUUCGCGGGCGGCGGGGGCGUCGAGCUCCGACACCUGGCCGGCAUGGCGAACCCGACGUCCGAGCUGACUGUCUGGGGCUGGUCGCGGCUCAAGUGGGCGGCCGCGGUGCCCUUCCUGGAGCCGGGCCGUGCGCCGAGAAGGAUGGUCAUCCUCCACAGCAGCGGCGACAUGAUAUUCGGCGGCUGCAGCGAGAACCAGAUCCUCUACAAGUACAACCAGAUCGUGAACGCCAGCGGUGUGCCCGCCAAGAUCGUCGUGGGGGGCGACCUGACCCCGCACCCCGAGGACCUCGGGUGGCACUUCGACAGGGCGGACUGGGCCGAGGCCCGGAGGCAGACGACGCUUGCAGGCCUCGGCGUACCUGCGGACUGGACCUCCAGCUACGCGGACUGCACCAACCGCACGCUCGGGCCCUGCUCCUCGGGCAAGGCAUACCAGUUUCUGGACUCCGGCUUCAUCAUGGGCGAGGUGGAGGCGAUUAAGGACAUGGUAACCGAGUUGUCGAGUCCAGUGUACACUGGCUGCGCGAACCGGAAGAUCAACGAGUAUUUCCUCAAGAAUCCAGGCACAGUGACCGUUGACUACGCCGGCCUCCUCUCGAUGUCCUUGCACAAUAUGAGGCCAGGGAACCUCCCAGUCAUAGUCGGCACGGAUAGGGACAAGCCGUAUCUGAGGAACCAGGUCAGCGACGCAGCUGUUUGCUUUGUACACGGAAGCGGAAACUCAUUCGCGGCUCUCCAGGAGAGCUCGCGAGGGAGCUGA